AUGUUGCGCCAUUUCCUGCGGAUCGAAAUCGACAACGAUCUGCUUACGGCAAUGGCGGAACGAUGGCGUCCCGAAACCCAUACAUUCCACCUUCCGGAGGGGGAAAUGACGAUCACCCUCAAAGACGUGGCGAUCCUCACCGGGCUUCCUAUUUCUGGAGAUGCCAUCAUUGGUUCCACGACCAAACCCGAAGGAGGUUGGGGGCCGCUCAUACGUGAUCGUUUGGGCUUCGACAUGCCGACCACUACACCAAUUCAAGGACGGGGGCAUCCACCGUUGAAUGCGGGCCAAGUGUCGGUCCCGUGGCUGGUAUCUCACAUGACGAGACACCGGAAGAACAAGUCGAGCGCUACGCCCGCAUCUACCUCAUCAGUUUGGUGGGUGGAUUUUUGUUCCCCGACAAGUCCAACCGGUGGAUUCAAGACACCCUCUAGAUCACGAGACGUGGUUGUGCAAGGUGCCAUUGAUCUGCUGGCAUAUGGUGGAAUGACACCUACCCGAUCGAUCCUUGAGGCAAUAUCGAAUGGAGCAACCAAUUCCACAAAGACCCGCCUCAAGGUUUCAGGGAGCUACAUGCUAUCGACCUCCAACACACUGCAAAGAACUGGCUCCUCAAGCAUCAGUUCUACAUCAACAUCUGGGAGAAUCGAUCCCAAUGGGUGGUGCAAGGGAUGCCGGAGACGAGACCGAUGGGCUACCACGAUGGGUACAUGCAGUGGUAUCGGAAGUUCACCAUGA
This is a messenger RNA of Linum tenue, 738 nucleotides long. The record is from the annotation of a GenBank genome assembly. Lineage: Eukaryota; Viridiplantae; Streptophyta; Magnoliopsida; Malpighiales; Linaceae.